Molecule: messenger RNA, 4433 nt
Organism: Oryzias latipes (Japanese medaka)
Lineage: Eukaryota; Metazoa; Chordata; Actinopteri; Beloniformes; Adrianichthyidae
Gene: myo1ha
Product: myosin IHa
Biological process (GO): actin filament organization; actin filament-based movement; endocytosis
Cellular component (GO): plasma membrane; cytoplasm; microvillus
Molecular function (GO): microfilament motor activity; ATP binding; actin filament binding
Source: RefSeq, a predicted model, not a curated record
CUUGUGUUUUAAAAUAUGAAAUUUGUUAUUAAAGUUCAACAAACGUUUUUUAAAAGUUAGUCCAACUGCUUUGAGGUUGAAGAAGUUAGUGCCCAAACUUCUGACAGCUUUUCUCCAACAGGGUCAGCUGGACAUGGAGGGCGCCCUGACUGCCAGGGACCGAGUUGGAAUCCAGGACUUUGUCCUUCUGGAAGAGACCAACGAGGCAGCCUUCAUCAGCAACCUAAAAAAACGUUACAGCAAAGACCUAAUCUACACAUACAUUGGCACAUUAUUGGUGUCUGUCAAUCCCUAUAAGGAGUUGGAUAUCUACAACAAGAAGCAGAUGGACACCUACAUGGGAGUCAACUUUUUUGAACUUCCACCACACAUCUAUGCGUUGGCAGAUAAUGCCUACCACACCAUGCUGACUGAGUUCAACAAUCACUUCAUUCUCAUCUCUGGUGAGAGUGGAGCAGGAAAAACUGAGGCCUCCAAGAAGAUCCUGCAGUUUUAUUCUGUUAGCUGUCCCAGCACCACCCUAAUGAGCACCGUCAGAGACAAAAUGCUCAUGUCCAACCCUGUUCUGGAGGCUUUUGGGAACGCCAAAACACUGAAAAAUAACAACUCAAGUCGGUUUGGAAAAUACAUGGAUAUUCAGUUUGACAGCCAGGGGGAUGCUGUUGGAGGCCACAUUCUGAACUACCUGCUGGAGAAAUCAAGGGUUGUACAUCAGAAUCACGGAGAGAGAAACUUCCACAUCUUCUAUCAGCUUGUGGAGGGAGCAUCAGACAGUUUGCUACAGCAGCUGGGGUUGGAAAGAGACUGCCAACAUUACAACUACCUGACCCAAGGGGAGUGUGCCACUGUCCCAUCCAUUAAUGACAAAAAUGACUGGAAAUCGGUCAAAAAUGCCCUACAAGUCAUUGAAUUUGAUGAGGUCAACACAAAACACUUGUUUGAGGUUGUUGCAAGUGUUCUACACUUGGGGAAUGUUCAGUUUGACACUGACAAUCGAGAUCGAGCCCUUUUGAACGACAACACUGAGCUGCAGUGGGUUUCCAAACUUCUGGGUGUGGAUGCCCACAGUCUUCAGGAGGAACUUACAUUUAGGAAAAUUGAAGCCAAACAGGAGCAGGUUCUCAGUCCCUUCACAACAGAUCAUGCCAUUUAUGGCAGAGAUGCUCUUGCUAAAGCUAUUUAUGGACAGACGUUCACCUGGUUGGUGCACAGGAUCAACGAUUCCACCGAAAACAAGGACGCCUCAAAGAAAACCGUUAUAGGACUAUUGGAUAUAUAUGGAUUUGAAGUCUUUUAUGUCAACAGUUUUGAGCAAUUUUGUAUCAACUACUGCAAUGAGAAGCUGCAGCAGCUUUUCAUCCAGCUGACUCUCAAAGCUGAGCAAGAUGAAUAUGAAGCAGAGGGAAUUGAGUGGGAACCGGUUCAGUUCUUCAACAACAAGAUUAUCUGUGAUCUGGUUGAAGAAAAACACAGAGGAAUCAUAUCAUUACUGGAUGAAGAGUGUCUUAGGCCGGGCGAUGUCACUGAUCUCACCUUUCUGGAGAGGUUGGAAGAAAAAAUGGGAAAUCAUCCACACUUUGUCACACACAGACUGGCUGACAAAACCACACGCAGGACUCUGGAGAGAGGAGAUUUCCGGCUCCUGCAUUAUGCAGGAGAGGUCACAUACUGCGUUGUGGGCUUCCUUGACAAAAAUAACGACCUGUUGUACAAAAACAUAAAAGAUUUGAUGUGUCAGUCCAAAAAUGCCAUUGUCAGCGAGUGUUUCUCCAACAUGGACAGAGGCAACAAACGAAGACCAGAAACGGUAAAUUCCGUCAUCUCAUAUCCUCCUGAUCAAUUCAGCUUAAUCAGUCACUUAGACCAACUUCAGGUUAUUAUGACCUUUAUGCUGUAUCUUCAGGUGGCGACUCAGUUUAAGAGCAGCCUGCUGAAGCUGACAGAGAUGCUCAUGGCCAAACAGGCCUGGUACAUUCGCUGUCUGAAGUCCAACGAGUCCAAGCAGCCAGGUCAGUUUGAUGAAGCACUCAUCAGGCACCAGGUGAAGUACUUGGGCCUGAUGGAGCAUCUUAGAGUCAGGCGAGCUGGAUUUGCAUACCGGCGCAAAUAUGAGGACUUCUUAAAAAGAUAUAAGCCUCUUUGCCCAGCCACCUGGCCACACUGGAGGGGAUUUCCAUCUGAUGGGGUGGAGGUGCUGGUUCAACAUUUGGGCUACCUGCCAGAUGAAUACAAAAUGGGACGCACCAAAAUAUUCAUUCGUCAUCCUCGAACACUUUACGCUACAGAGGAUGCUUAUGAGAGAUGUAAACACGAACUGGCAACGCGCCUGCAGGCCAAAUACAAAGGAUACAAGGCAAAGGGAGAAUUCAAAAAGCAAAAGGAGGCCGCCACUAAAAUAGAAAGUUGCUGGAGAGGAACCCAGGCCAGGAAGGAGAGAGAGAAGAGAGAAUGGGCAAUAAAGGUCAUUAAAAAGUUUAUUAAUGGUUAUUUGAACAGAGGGGAGGCGAAAACCACAGAUAACUCUGAAUACUUGGCCUUUGUGAGACAAAGUUACUUGAACAGACUCAGAGGCAAUCUACCAAAGACAGUUUUGGAUAAAACCACCUGGCUGACUCCACCCUCCGUGGUCAAAGAGACCUCAGAGAUUUUGCGUAAGCUGCACUACCGUCUGAUGGUGAGGAAAUAUGUGAGAGGACUCACACCUCAGAGGAAGGCACAACUUCAACUGAAACUUGUCACCAGCACCAUUUUUAAAGGCAACAAGGACAGCUAUCCGCAAAGUGUCCCUCAGCCUUUUUUGGAGACAAGAAUAAGUGACCAAGAAAUCAACCCAAAAAUUCUGCAGACAAUCCGCAACGAGCGGAUUAAGUACAGUGUUCCAGUCAUUAAAUAUGACAGAAAUGGCUUCAAACCAAGACCCAGGCAGCUCAUCCUCACUCAGACUGCUGCCUAUCUGAUUGAGGAAUCCAAGGUCAAACAGAGAUUGGUGUAUGCGUCUCUUAAAGGGAUUUCAGUCAGUAACUUGACAGAUGGAAUUAUUGUUCUGCAUAUCAGCAGUGAAGACCCAAAACAAAAGGGGGAUCUGGUUAUCCAGUGUGACCAUCUGUAUGAGUUCUUGACCAAACUCUGCGUCAUUGCUAACAAACAGAGCGCAGUCCGAAUCGUACAGGGAAGCAUAAAGAUUGAAAUCCAGGCAGGAAAGGAAAGUGCAGUGGACUUUAGCACUGGGCAGGAAGCCAUGGUAUACAAAGCCAAAAAUGGACAUCUUAUGGUGGUUGCCACUCGAGCAAGGGUGAGGUAGGUGUGUGCAUCUGAAGAAGAAACUCAAGGAGCCCCUGCAUAUUUAAUCAGGAGACCCCUUGGCAGAUGAUCAACACCUGACCACAGAUACCUGGAGGAUCCAAUUUGAGUAAUUUGUUUAAAAAGAGCUCAUUUGUCAGCAAUAAAUUUGAUUGAAUACCUUUUUCCAUGUGUGGUAACACAUUACAUGAAACAAUUAUAUGCAAGUGCUUGGAACUAGAAUAAGCGCAAGUGUCCGCUCUGUGAUGCCCGUAAAUUGAUGAUUAAUCCAGAAAGUAACGCGCUUUGAGAUUGGCUUCCAGGUGGUACUAAACCCUCAGCUGGUUUAAAUGAGUAUGAAACACUGAUACUUGCCAAAAACACGAGACAAAACCAACAACAAGUUUUAAAAAUGUUUCUUUCCCCAAAUCCAACUGUAAUCAUCUGAAAUGUUCAUUUAUAGAAUAAACAUUACAAUUUAAAACAAAAUUCUUUGUACAAAUUUAUUCAAUAUAAGGUAUAAAUAUAAAACACACACUUGAGUUCAUUUUUGUACAACCUACUUGUGAGAACUGCAAUGAGACAUUUUAACUUCAACCUUUAGUUUGCAAACAAUACAUUUUUUGAUGAAUGCAAUGAUGAAAGCCGGGUCUAAUUUCCCUCCCUGUUAAAAGCUUGUAAACAGGGCUCCUUUCCUGCCAGGAAGAUCUCCAGUGACACUCACUCAUUACAUCAUUCAACCCAGAGCACUCAACACACAAGAGUCAGUGUUCAGGUUUGCUUUGUAAAAAUAUGACUUGUUUUGUGGACUGAAAAUACAAAUAACCGAAGCUAUACAGUGAAACGAUGCAUCAAUUGAUAUCUUAGUAAUAUAUAAUUUUUAAUUUUAGGAAAGCUUACUAUCUGGCAGGCUACAAGGUGGGCCUUGCUUGUAACUUGUGAAACAGUGCCCCCGUGUGGCCUCCAAAUGAACAACAGCAGCUUCUACAGACUUUCUAGCAAAACCCAAAAGAACCAACUAGAAAAAAAAAACUGAACCAUUUUCAUUUCUUCUUCAUCUACUUCAUUUAGAUAUUGUCAUAUAAAUAUACCCCCCCUUUAAAAAAUAUACAAAAUAAAUCAAAAACUAAUAAUACCAUUAAAUAAAAAAAAAA